UAGAUGCGGAAGUCAACUGUCAUAUGACUGCAAAAGAAAAGCUAAACAUGUUGCUAAUCCCUGGAUGACAAUUUUCACCAAAAGAUGGAGGAGAUAAGAAUGUCUCCUGACUACAACUGGUUUCGAAGCUCGGUUCCCCUGAAAAGAAUUAUUGUAGAUGAUGAUGACAGCAAAGUCUGGUCUCUGUAUGACGCUGGGCCGAAAAGCAUCAGGUGCCCAAUCAUCUUUCUUCCUCCCGUCAGUGGCACGGCUGAAGUUUUCUUCCAGCAAGUGCUGGCUCUUACAGGCUGGGGCUAUCGUGUAAUUUCGCUCCAGUACCCAGUCUAUUGGGAUCUUUUGGAAUUUUGUGAUGGAUUUAAGAAACUUCUAGACCACUUGCAACUAGACAAAGUGCACCUGUUCGGCGCUUCUUUGGGAGGAUUUCUAGCUCAGAAAUUUGCAGAGGUCACACACAAAUCACCUCGAGUGCAUUCUCUAAUCCUGUGCAAUUCAUUCAGCGAUACGUCUAUUUUUAACCAAACGUGGACCGCUAACAGUUUCUGGUUAAUGCCAGCCUUUAUGCUUAAGAAGAUUGUUCUUGGAAACUUUGCCAAAGGACCUGUUGAUCCUAAAAUGGCAGAUGCCAUUGACUUUAUGGUGGACAGACUAGAGAGCCUGAACCAGAGUGAACUUGCGUCCCGGCUCACGCUGAACUGCCAGAACUCCUACGUCGAGCCUCACAAAAUAAAGGAUGUUUCAGUUACCAUUAUGGAUGUAUUUGAUCAAAGUGCACUAUCAAAUGAAGCGAAGGAGGAAAUGUAUAAACUAUACCCUAAUGCGAGAAGGGCUCACCUCAAAACCGGCGGCAACUUCCCUUAUCUUUGUCGGAGUGCUGAAGUUAAUCUUUACAUCCAAAUACAUCUGCGACAGUUCCAUGGGACGAGAUACGCUGCCAUCAACCCUGCUAUGGUUAGUGAGGAAGAGCUAGAGGUCCAAAAGGGCAAUCUGAAUAACCAUAGAGAGAGCGGCGAUGAAUCAUAAGAAGACCCCCAUCUUCCUCCCCUUCCUGACCCGCAGCCUACACUGAGCCAAUUUCAUAAGCUUGGACUUUCUAAUUCAGUGCUACUCAUCACAUGGCGGGAAAAAAAAAACUCCUUUUUCGCCUCACAUUUUUUUCUACCACGGAUUUAAUUGAAAUGAUGAACUAAAAGAGCCUAUUUUUACUUUCCAGAUACAAUAUUUUGAUAUGUAUUAUUACUGUAAAUAAUUUAAACCAGAGUACUGGGUAUUAUUUCACAGGAUGCCAUUUUGAACUGGUUGCCUUUUACCCCGUAUUUGAUUAGUCUUGCUCAUGUUCUUUUUUCGCUUUUGUUUUGUUACUGUAACUCAUGCACUGAUUAAAAGUAGAGCAUACAAAUGUCACAGAUGUGGAAGGAUGAAGAUAUGUAUAUUAUGUUAAAAAAAGGUCCUCAAAUUUAAAUGAAUAAUUAGCAGGAAAAAAUACAGUAUUCAUGUAAUUAGCCAGGACAUGCUUGGUGUUUUCUUAUUCCUGUUUUGCACUGGACCUGGAAAAUUAACGUGGGCGAAGCAUAGAAACUUGUCUUAAAUCAUUUUUCCCGUACACAUCUUAAUCAGACCAAAACCAGAUAUUUGUGACUGGCAGCGUCAGUCCCUGUAAUCUAUAGUGAAACAAUCUUUACUGUGUAGAACACUUUAACAUGAUUGAGACAGCUGUUUGGAACUAC
Clarias gariepinus (North African catfish) is the source of this 1724-nucleotide messenger RNA. It is a transcript of the gene spg21, whose product is annotated as SPG21 abhydrolase domain containing, maspardin. The transcript has 9 exons. NCBI's taxonomy places the organism in Eukaryota, Metazoa, Chordata, Actinopteri, Siluriformes, Clariidae. Bases 85 to 1020 code for a protein of 311 amino acids. Gene Ontology annotation, molecular function: CD4 receptor binding. The record is from RefSeq and is a predicted model, not a curated record. Gene Ontology annotation, cellular component: trans-Golgi network transport vesicle; cytosol.